Lathyrus sativus (Indian pea) is the source of this 726-nucleotide messenger RNA. The record is from the annotation of a GenBank genome assembly. Lineage: Eukaryota; Viridiplantae; Streptophyta; Magnoliopsida; Fabales; Fabaceae.
AUGGGGGAUUUCAACAAUGUUCUAAACAUUAAAGACAAAAUUGGUGGGAAACAUGUCAAGGAAUUUGUGUAUAUUGACUUGAGUACUUUUAUGGAAAAUGCAUGCAUCUUUGAAGUAGAGAGUAUAGGUGAUAGGUAUACUUGGUUUAACAAGCAUACUGGUGGUGCUAUAUACUCUAAAAUUGACAGAGUCAUUGCAAAUAUGGAUUUGAUGCAGCAAACUAUUCAGAAAAUGGUGCAUGUGAUGGAGCUUGGAAUCUCUGAUCACAUGUUAUUGUGCCUAAAGGGUAAUGAGGAAAAUAAGAAUAAGCACUUUGAUUUUAAAUUCUUAAAUGAAAUUGCUGAUAUGGAAUGGUACCAUGAGGCAGUGAGAAGGAGCUGGAGACAGAGAACUAGAGGAAAUCCUAUCAAUAGUCUUUGGAAAAAGGUAAUGAGACUCCAACCAGUUCUGAUAAAGCUUAGAAAACCCCUUGUGGGCAUUAAGAAACAAAUUGAUAAGAUUGAUUGGAUCAGAUUGGGGGAUGGAAAUAACUCAUAUUUCCAUGCUUCCUUGAAAAGUAAACAAAAGAAGAAUAAUAUGAGCAAGUCGUGCACAGUUUAUGGAAUUGUGAUUAGUACUCAUGAGGCUAUUGUUGAAGAGGUGUUGGACUUCUAUGGUAAGCUUUUAGGAACAACUAAGCAAAGCCUUGAGGGGAUUGCUAUUGUGGCCCAUAGAAAAGGCAAAUAA